CCUCGGAUGGUGACUUCCUGAGUUGCAGGUUGUAAACAUUGACUCCAGUUCAGCCAAGUGAAGAAACCGUCUUGAACUUUGUGACACAUUUCCUCGGAGGACGCGAGAGGACACGCAGCAAGAUGCGGACUCUCAGCUGAAGCGUCACGGUUUGUGUUCAUGCCACUCCGCCCGUCACACAGACUCUUCAGAAAUGGCAGGAAUUUUCAUGAGAGCAUCAAAGCUGAGGACAGCUCUGAGAAACCUGAGCUCCCGCAGCUCCCUCUCAUCUGCAGCCUUAACCAGAGGCUCCCCUGCCGACCCCUGCAGGCCGUCUCUCCUGUGCGGCUCUGGUCAGUUUUCAGCCUCCGCUCGUAAGCUACACGCCGAGGCAGAGGGAGAAAAGCCGUCUCCGGCCACAGCCCCGGAGAGACGGCCUUUCUCCAGAGUGACUCCAGAAGAUUUGUCCUUCUUCAGAAAGGUCCUACCAGGCGGGACCAUCACUGACCCAGACCUGCUGGAGUCAAGUAAUGAAGACUGGCUCAAAACAGUGAGAGGCUCCAGUGAAGUGUUGUUGAGACCUCAGACAACAGAGGAAGUUUCUCAAAUUCUCAGUUAUUGUAACAGUCGUAACCUGGCAGUCAACACUCAGGGAGGCAACACUGGGCUGGUUGCAGGCAGCGUGCCAGUCUACGAUGAGAUCAUCCUCUCCACCUCGCUUAUGAAAAACAUCCUAAAAUUUGAAAGCAUCUCUGGUAUUUUAACCUGCCAGGCAGGUUGUGUCCUGGAGAACUUGUCUCUCUACCUGGAGGACAGAGACUACAUCAUGCCACUGGAUCUGGGCUCAAAAGGCAGCUGCCAAAUUGGAGGCAACGUGGCAACAAACGCAGGCGGACUGCGGCUGCUGCGAUACGGCUCCCUACGAGGGACUGUGCUGGGUGUGGAAGUGGUGUUGGCAGACGGGCGGGUGCUGGACUGUCUGACCACACUGCGGAAGGAUAACACCGGAUAUGACCUCAAACAGCUCUUCAUAGGGUCAGAGGGGACACUGGGGGUCAUUACAGCCGUGUCCAUCCUUUGUCCUCGGAAACCCAAGUCUGUCAACGUGGUUUUCCUGGGCUGUGAGACCUUCGAGAAGCUACUGCAGACGUUUCAGCUCUGCAGAGGCAUGCUGGGAGAAAUCCUGUCUGCUUUUGAGUUCCUGGACAGUGAAUGUAUGAGGCUGCUGAACACGCACCUCAAAAUAUCUAAUCCCAUUUCAGCCUGCCCAUUCUACAUCGUGAUAGAAACAUCUGGAUCUGACGUGACACACGAUGGAGAGAAACUCCACAACUUUCUGGAAGAGGCGAUGAACUCUUCAAUUAUCACUGAUGGAACUGUGGCGACUGAGGAUUCCAAAAUAAAGGCUCUGUGGUCGAUGCGGGAACGUGUCACUGAGGCGCUGACUCACGAGGGCUACACGUACAAGUAUGACAUCUCUCUUCCGGUGGAGCAGAUCUACCAGCUGGUGGAGGACAUGAGGAAGCACGUGGGCAGCAAAGCUAAGAGUGUGGUGGGAUACGGACACGUGGGUGAUGGUAACCUCCACCUAAACGUCACAUCUCCUGCCAAAGACCCGUCUCUCCUCGCCGCCAUCGAGCCAUUCGUCUACGAGUGGACGGCCAGGUACCAGGGCAGCAUCAGCGCUGAGCACGGACUGGGCCUGAAGAAGAGGAACUACAUCUACUACAGUAAACCCAGCCAGGCUGUGGCUCUCAUGGGCAACAUCAAAUCCCUGCUUGACCCCAAAGGCAUCCUCAACCCGUACAAGACUUUACCAGACGACCUCAUACGACCUCCUAACCCUCCUGCUGCUGUGGAGUAAAUUGUCAUGUAUAAAAAUCUAACGCUGGACUGAUCUCCACGUGGUUUUAAAGCAGCUCAUGCUGUCAUCUACCUGAACUGCAGGUUUUGCACGAGACAGCGUUCACCUGGUAAAACGCAAAGUCUCACUGAUCUGUACUUUAAUUUUUAUGUGAACAAAUCAUAACUUUGAGAACAACAACAUCAACGAGCUGCUUACUUAGUCUCUGGACUCCAAA
This is a messenger RNA of Platichthys flesus (European flounder), 2060 nucleotides long. It is a transcript of the gene d2hgdh, whose product is annotated as D-2-hydroxyglutarate dehydrogenase. Bases 194 to 1843 code for a protein of 549 amino acids. The record is from RefSeq and is a predicted model, not a curated record. Lineage: Eukaryota; Metazoa; Chordata; Actinopteri; Pleuronectiformes; Pleuronectidae. The transcript has 10 exons. Gene Ontology annotation, molecular function: catalytic activity; FAD binding. Gene Ontology annotation, cellular component: mitochondrion.